AUGAGUCAGUUGGUGUCGCCUGGAACUAGAAAGUCCAACUUGAAGAAAAUCAAGCCUCAAACUACAAAGGGAAUUCAACCGUUAUCUAGAAUCAAAUCUUCAACAGCUGUGACAGAUGAUGGUGAAUUCUUUCUUUUCGGUGGGUUUGACGAAGAUGAUAACUUGGACGGUGCUGUAUACAUUUUAGAUAUCAAAUCAAAUGAGUGGAGAGUACAUCCCAGUGGUCAAGUCUAUAGAGAAGGACAUUCAGCAUUAUAUAUUGGAGACGAUACCAUCCUUAUCUACGGCGGUGUUCCAGAAGAUGCUUACAAUAGACAUUACAACCAUUCUCAACUAUUGAAAUAUAAAGUUAAAGAGAAUGUAUGGGAAUCUAUUGAAGCUCAGGGUCCUGCUAUUCCCGAAACAAGAUCAAGACAUGCAGCUUGUCUUUCUGAAGAUAAAACUAAAAUGUUUGUAUCUGGUGGAUUAUACAAAGAUGAAAUGAACGAUCCAUAUGAUGACUUACGAGUAUUUGAUUUGAAGACUGGUGUUUGGGAAGGUUCAAGAAAGUUUAUACGCCGGUUUGAUCACUUCAUAACACAUUAUGAUGGUAAGAUUUGGGCACUUGGUGGAUUAACAAAAGAUAUGGCACAUGUUACUGAAAUAUCAUGGUUUGAUCUUCAAACAAAUAUAACAGGUUCCAUAAAGAUACAUCAUUUACCAAAGAUCGAUGGAGAUCAUAUUUUUGUUAGAAAUGGUUCACAAAGUAGUUCUUCAUUUUUAUUAGAUGUUGUUAUUCCACUAUACUCAGCUCAUACACCUUUGGAACCUUGUAUUGGUUUAUAUGAUUUGAAUAACCUUAGAUGGCAUGCUGCACUUUCAGGUGCUUUCCAGCCUUUACUUGGUCAUAAAUGGAAACAUACAUUCAUCCAUGAAUCAAAUUUAUAUUUGCUAGGUUAUCCAGUUGUUGAUGGUUCCGAUGAUGCACCAUUUGAUUUUAAUCUCAAUACUAUAAUAUCGUUAGAUCUUGCAGAUUUGGGAAUAAUGGAAAGAGAAAAUCGUAAAAGAAAGCAUAGUGAUGAUUCCAUGUCUUCAGAAUUUGGAUCGUUAUUGGCAAAUGAAGAGUUUACUGAUUUUGAGAUUAUUGGUAUUGAAGGAAACGAAAGACCAUCACUCAACUCUAAAUUUAUAGAAAGAAAUGAAGUUCAAUUAGAUGCACCAUUCCAAGAGACCCAUAAUGAUACAUUUGUUAAAUCAAGUCCUUUGAAAGUCCAUACAACAAUUUUACUAGCUAGAUGGCCACAUUUCAAAAGAAUAAUAACUAGCGGAAUGCAAGAAACAAAGACAAAUACAUUAUUCAUCCCUGAACCUAUAGAAUGGUUAAAGGCACUCAUGGAAUAUUUAUAUACAAAUGAUUUGUCCAAGGGGACUUUGGAACUAUAUUCAGGGUUAUUAAUACUUUCAAAUCUUUAUGAAGUUCCAAAACUCAGGAAGUUUUGUUUAAAUCAAAUAUAUUUGAAAGGGUUCACUGCACAAGGUGCAAUUAAAAUAUGGUCAAGGGCAAGAUUGAUUAAUGAAGAAGUAUUGGCUCACAACGCCGCUAACUAUUGCUCCAAAAAUUGGAAAAUAGUUAUAAGGACCCGUGCGUUUGAAGAGUUGGCAAAAGAAGAAAUUAUUGAUUUUUGUCGAAUGAUUACAAUAGGUCAAACAAACUCCAGUGCACUUUAUAUAACUUCCGGAGCUCAAGGAGAAGAUGGUUUCAAUUUGAACAAUUAUGAUAGAUACUACAGCACAACUAUGAGUCAGUCAAACUCAUUUGGGCAUUACGAUGCUGCCCCAAACUUUGGCCUACCAGAACGUCAAAAUGUCUUGAUCAAUCCAGAUGAUAAUGAACCUAAGGAUGAUGAAAUAUAUUACAAUGUUCCACCAGGGCUUGAACACGCUGUUGGGUUUGGUGUGCCUGGAAUGACUAGUUUUAGAAGAUUAUCUUGA
Molecule: messenger RNA, 1971 nt
Organism: Hansenula anomala
Lineage: Eukaryota; Fungi; Ascomycota; Saccharomycetes; Phaffomycetales; Wickerhamomycetaceae
Exons: 2
Coding region: 1-1971 (656 amino acids)
Molecular function (GO): protein binding
Source: RefSeq, a predicted model, not a curated record